GGUUGUGGGUGGGAGAAGUGAGGUCGAGCUCUAGUCGGUUGCCCAGCCUAGAUAACAACAAAGAAGUACGUUGGUCGGGUUGUGCGGUCGGACGGUGACUACUGUGAAUGGUCCCAAAUUAGAGUAAAUGAGAAAGUCAAAGAAGGAAGGUAGAUAACGGCGGAGAGAGAGAAAGAGUUUUGGGCAUAUCAAAACCAGCUCGAACUAAGAAAAUUUCUAGGCGAGCCCCAUCACCAUCAUUUCAUUCCUACACCACCACCACCACCACGGCAAGUAGAACCUCCACCACCAAAGAAAGAAGUGAAAGGCCCAAACGAAGCAGACCAGGCAAGGGAAAGCAAAUGAGAGAAAGGAUGGAUGCCACCACCACCACGGCCACCAUUGCCACCAGAAGAACCAGAAACAGUAGUUGCCCCACUUGGCGUUUUUACGUCGCCUGCCUGGCCUGCUCCUCUUGCCUGAUUCUGCGUACAAUAGCCAUUAUAUACGGGAUAAAAUUCUGCAGAGUAUGUAACCCUGCUGAAACAACGGAGGUCCACACACUGGUCGGUCGGUCGGCUGGCUAGCUGUGGGUCUUGGCCAUCCGUUUGGUGCUGGUUUGGUGCCCCCGCAUUCCAUUAGAGAGGAGGAGAGAGAAGAACAAUAACAAUAAUGCUCAACUUGCUCGCGUCUUCCUCUCUCCUUUGUUUAUGGGCUGAUCUGCCAGGCAACAACCAUCAUCGCCUCGUAUUCAUGAGAGUCUCCAAUUAUUGAAUGCAUCUCGCACGGGCCGUCCCAUCUCGAAUAAAUCCACGAAACUUCCGAGGUAUCUGGCAGUGUGUCUCAUUUAGCAAUAACCCAUUUGCCAGCAGCACAGGACCCACGGGGGGAGAGACCGUGCCCAGUUAUGUACCAAAUACCAUGCCUGCCUGCAUCAUCAUCCUCUCUCAUUCCCUCGUCGUCCUCUCUGCUUUUGUCUCCGCUCCAGAAUUAGAAUUAGUAUGCUGAGCCACAUGCCUGCGAACUUUCUCUGUUUCCUCCCAGUCCAAAUUAAUACAACUGCUCAUCCCAUUGAGGCAGAGGCAGGUAGCAGAAGCAACCAAGCAACGUGAGCAGGAUGAAUGCCGUCGACUAAUGUGUGCCUCCUUUCUCUUCUUGGUGGUGGUGGUGGUCCUGGCGGAUGGCUCAGCACUUUCCCCAGCCAGCACCUUCUUCAUAGCUCGUUAUUUCCUUGGCAUAGGUCUUCUUCUUCUCCCCGAAGAACGUACGUGGUUGGUUACGUUGCUCCUUUCUCUUUCUCUGCAUAAAAUUAUUCAAUUCCAGAAGAACCCGGCGAGUCAGCCAGCCAGGUGGGUGAAAGUAAGUGCAAGUGUCACUUUCUUUCUUCCUUUCCCCCCGUAUCCAGCACCAAAUUGACAACCGCAGAAACCUUCUUGGGCACCGUGCCAUUCCAUUUUCUGUGGAAAAUGGAUUCUCAAAGUUUUGCCAACCAACCGACGCGACACAAUUUCUCUCUCCAAUCAAUAAAACUUUCAAUCACAUUUCUGUAACUUAUUUAAUAAAAAAUGCAGCUCAUCGUCGUUUUCCUACUUUCUUUUUCGGAGGAAUUGAGAGAGGAAUUGAGAGGAUGGCAGUUUGGUCGUUGGUGCUUUCUUUCCUUCCUUCCGGCAGCAGCGGCGGCGAACGACUUGGAUGGAGCAGGUAGUAACGCACCACUACAUUCCCAUCCCGUUCGGAAUCUGGCAGUUAAGUGGGGACAAAUGAGGAUGGCAAGUGGAAUGAGAUGGAUUCCAAGAGCACUUGAGAACUCGAGUUAGUUAGUGAAGUAAAUUCUAUCGCCCGAAAUGGCUUGUUGACUUCAAAAAAUGCUUACUCGUACAGAGAAGAAGAAGAGAUGGUUGUUGGUUGUUGUAUUAUGAAGUCCGCCUGCUCUUGCUUCUCAUCCGCCUCACAAAUUGGAAUGCCUCUGACGGAAAUGUUUUCUGGGGAAAAUUAGUAGUGAAAUAGAAUUUUAAAUUCAUCUUAAGAGCUGUAGAGGAACCGGAAAAAUCAUUUGCUCUUUUAUUGUCAAGAGACCCAGCACUCAAAAUUUACUGCCGCUCCCUGUCGACUAAUUACGAACAGAAGCUUAUUUCCAGAACUGAGAGAUUCUUCUCGAGGCAGCUACGUCAUGCUAUCUUCUUAAGACCAGUGGCCGCGGAAGGUGUGGGGACAUGAGGAACAUUAUCAUUGGGGAGAUGAUGGGGACAUCGAAUAACCGUGGGGCCAUUGUCCCUCUGUCCCCACGCUUCCGCGACCACUGCUCAUGACCCACUCUCCUCUGGGUUGUGGGGUGAGUUUCGAAGAAUAAAAUUAGAUUAACCUCUCUCUCUCUCUCUUUACUUCUUCCUCCUCCUACUUCUCGUCCUCCGGGGACUUCGGACCGGGUGGAGUGUGUCAAGUUAUCAUCCGCUCCGCCCCUUAGUGUGGACGGUUUUAUUGCGAGCACCAUGAAUUUAAAUAAUGGACUUCUUUCCCUAUACACUGGGAAUAUAACGAUGUCCAUGCAGCUAUUCAAGAACAAAGGAAUGUCAACCUUUUGCUCUCUCCUCAUCAAGCAGCAGAGUUCCUCUCAGAACGACCUGUAAUUGCUCAACUCUCGCACUCAAAGCGCAGUAAUGACCGUUAUGGAACGAGGCUGGCUGUAGGAUGAUGACCACUCACCCAUAAAUUCGCAUCUCGGCAAGUCACUCACUCCCCGACCCACCCACCUUCUCCGAGAUGUUGGGCAUAAAGGCACGUCGUCGGUAUUUGAAGUACAAGUUCAAGCCGCGUGGUUUAGGGCCAAAAAGUGCCAAAAAGCUCAAUAAAAGUUUAUGCAGCAACCUAUUAAUAUUUACGAAUCAAGACUUCCAACCUCAACCCUUUCUCCUUGCUGCUCAUUUAAUUUUAACAAUUUCCUACCCACAGUUUCUUAACUUUCCGCUGGGACAGGUCCGCCUUUCAGAAGGUAGGACAACCAAGUAGGGAAAUUAUGUUUGGAAACUGGGAGUGGAACGGAAUAAUGGCGUCCUUCGUAAUGAGGUUUAAAUAAACGAUAUGAUGAACCUACAUGGGAAAACUCGCUUUUCGGUAGAACAAUAGACCACCAAGAUGUAAUAGAGCAGAGGUCGUCAAAAUUCAAAUCUGUCUAUCCAUCCAUUAUCUACGGAGUUAGAGAGGCCUCUGAUUGAACUGACAUUUGUAUUACGUACGUACGUAAUACAACCAGGCAGCAAAACCGCAGAUAAUUAAAAGACAACUAAACACAAGGGUUUCAUGAAAAGCUUCCACUUUUCACAAGUCUUUGAAGAGGAGAGAGAGAGAGGAUUGUUUGUAAAAGUGGGUUUUCAUGAGACACAGGACAACGACGACGACGACGAAUACGAUGACGGUGGAACAAUGGGAGGUUGAGUGGAUAAAUGUGGGACUGAUGGGUUUGUUUGAUGAAAGUGGAAAUCAAUAGGUUUCUGAUAUGAGGCAGACAGAUGAUGUUGGAUUGGAAUUUUGGAAUGUAUAUUGUACAAUACACCCGUUAUAAUAAAGGCCUGUCGUCGUAUUUAGGGAGGGAGGGCAGGUGGGCUUUAAAUAUUUUAAGGACAUGCCGUCUCUCGAGGACAUAAUAUAUCAUGAAAUGUCCUCUACAUUCUCGACGUGUAAAUGUACUUGUGAUUGACUUUCUCUCUCUUCUUGUGGUUAAUGUCCAUUGUUCUUUUUUCUGUUCGCAUUGCUUUCUCCUCCUCCGACGCUCACCAAACCAUCACACAAACACAUGUCCAGGCAAAAAAAGAGUCGCAGCGACCUAACCCCCGCUCCACGACAUUAACUUCUUCUUCUUCUUCCCCACCCCUCCUCCUCCCCUUUUAGAAAGAAAUGAUGUCUCUACUCUCGUCCAUUAGGACGGCUGGUACGAGCAAAGGGCCCGCUGGAAGUCCUGGAAGUUCCACUGGAAAUGCGACCCCAGAGUCGAAAACCCCUCCCGUGCAGAACAAGACCCUCGGAGGUGUCAAGUCCGACCAACACCCCGCGAUGGCGUUCUGGCAAAACCGAUCAAUAUCUUUGGUGGAUAUGUACAUCGAUAACUCGGAGGCGGCUGACUCUGUAGGCCAAAUCAACUUUAGUCUCGAGUACGACUUUGAGAGCACAACACUUAUCUUGAAAAUAAUUCAGGGAAAAGAUCUUCCAGCGAAAGAUAUAUCGGGAACAUCCGACCCUUACGUGCGAGUGACACUGCUUCCAGACAAAAAGCAUCGGUUGGAAACCAAGAUCAAGAGACGAACCUUAAAUCCAAAGUGGAAUGAGACUCUAUACUUUGAAGGUUUUCCCAUCCAAAAACUUCAAAGCCGAGUUUUACAUCUCCAUGUGUUCGACUAUGACCGCUUUUCUCGAGAUGACUCGAUUGGGGAAAUAUUCCUUCCACUGUGUCAGGUGGAUUUUUCGGAAAAGCCCACAUUUUGGAAGGCGUUGAAGCCGCCAGCAAAGGACAAGUGUGGCGAGCUCCUCGUGUCCCUCUGCUACCAUCCCACCAACAGCACUCUCACCCUCACCCUCCUCAAGGCCAGGAGUUUGAAAGCCAAAGACAUCAAUGGGAAGUCAGAUCCGUACGUCAAAGUUUGGCUCCAGUUUGGUGAAAAACGAAUCGAGAAACGAAAGACACCCGUUUACAAGUGCACUUUGAAUCCAGUUUUCAAUGAAACCUUCACUUUCAACGUGCCCUGGGAGAAGAUCAGAGAAUGUUCUUUGGACGUUUUAGUAAUGGAUUUUGAUAAUAUUGGUCGUAACGAACUCAUUGGACGGAUUAUGUUGGCAGGGAAGAAUGGAACUGGAGCAUCGGAAACGAAACAUUGGCAAGACAUGAUCACGAAACCGAGACAAACCGUGGUUCAGUGGCAUAGGCUGAAGCCGAUGGAUUGAGAGAAGAAAACGCUUGAGAACUUGAUGGGUGACAGGCUCAAACCGGAGUAGUUGCUGUCUAGAAGAAUGAGAGAAAAAAAAUUGUAUAUUUUUGUGCGUAUUCUACUACUACUAACCUAUCUUUAAAAAAAGAACAAAAAACUCUUCUGUAGUAUUCUCUUCAUCUCGAAUAUUUUCAUCAGAAAUGAAGUGGCGUGAAAUCGACUUUCCCUUCGUGAUGGCUUCCAAUUUCUGAGUGACAACACAUCCACCACCCUACAUGCCCCGCCAAUGAGAUCGAUGUCAAAGUCAAAGGUACCAUUAAAAUGAGAUCGCGACAGAGAUGUAGUUAUUAUAUGCUGACGGACGGAAAUUCUGAGAGCAGUCUUUAUGUCGUCGUCCUCUCCUCCUCGUCCUCUCGUUGUCCUCGUCGUCGUCAGUGAUUUUCAUUACUAAAAGUUUAUUGCGACCACUUUAUUAGGAGUCUCCUCCCCCCAACAUAGUCCACUCAUACAUACAUUCAACGUAUCGUAAAUGCGAUGUGGCGACGAAAGAUGCAUGACUUUUAAGCGUUGUACAUAAAAGAGCAGCAGCACCAGCAGAAGAUACCGACCACGACGACGAUGUACAUACAACAAGCAGGCUUGUGAAACAAUCAAAGUUACAUUUAUUACCGUAAUGUAACUACCCAUCUGAUACCCGCAUAUAGAUAGAUAAGUACAUACCUGUGUGUGUAAUAAGAUAGCUAACUACACAAUAUCUAGUCACAUAGAAUACGAGAUUUUACGACGAGUCACAACUUUAUAUAGCCCAUCUAGCUUUAUAUCUGCAUCCUAAGUAGUAGUGUUAAGGAGAGGUAAUGUAUUAUUGCUAUUAUUACUACGUAACCAAUAGCCAUUCAGUCAACCCCACGUCAAAAAACAUCAUCAUUUCCAGGAAGAAGGAAAAGAAUUCCGGCUUAAUUUUCUCUCUCUGCGAAAAAAAAUCUAAGCUUUCACCAAAUGCGUACGCGAAUUAUGUAGGUAAUAAAAUAAGUUUUUACCUAUCGAUACAUACAAAAAACGUAGGUACAUACAUCUGCAUCAUAUUUACCUACAAUAAAAUACAGGCACACAAAUCUCUCGAGAAAUUUAUUGUUCUCCUUCUCUUCUGGAAAUGAUUCGUUUAAUUGGACUCGUACACGUUGUGGUGUACACAAAUUUGCUAUAUAUAUCUGUUAGUAGAAUGGUAACUUAUAAUGAUAACUUGUAUAAUGAUAACAUUAUCUCAACCAACCUAUACAAUCCUCUACAGGCAAUCAACCAAACCACCAACACGUAAAUAAGUACAUACGUCAGUCAGACUUUUUAAUCUAUAGCGACUACUCAUAUGUACAUACAUACAUGACCCGAAGGGCUCAUUUGAUGAUCAACUACCGUGACAAUCAUAGAUAUCUAUUUAUUAAAGUCGUUUCAAUUAAGUUACUAAUUCGUCAAAACAAAGAAGAAAAUACUUACUUAUAAAAGCGAGGGGAGAGAAAACUAAUUAAACUUUAGGCUACAUAAGUACAGUAUAUACGGACGUAUGUAUGUAGGUAUUUCUAAAUAAGAUAAGUACAAUAUCUUCUAUCUUAACAUUAUUUGCUACGUACUACGACCACAAAAAUGAAGAUGCUGUUUAAUUUAAUAUUUCAGACUUUAUCCAGCUAUUGCAUUACUGUUAGGACGACGUUGUUGUUGUAAUGAAGAUGGAUUGAAUUGAAACGAACGAAUGUUAUUAUCUUAAGAGAAAUUCGUCUUUAUAAGCAGAACACAUUACUAAUUCAUGUCACCGUCAUUUCGACAUAUUACUGUCAUGUCAGUUAUCUAAAUGUCACACACACACUAACCACUUUCUCCUCGUGCAUGUAUACCUACUGCCUGCCUGCCAGUCUACGUAUACAUAUAUACAUACCUACCUUACCUACUCACUUUUACUUGGUGGAGAUGUGGGGAACGUUUUCGAGGAGGAAAUUGUCCCGAUAUGUAUAAUAUUCUCUCAAUUCAUUAAAUUUGAAUCCGCCACUGGGCGAGAGAGGAAUGACAGUUUUAUUUCGGUAACAUAUUGUCCCAGUGUGGAAGAAAGGUGCAAAAAGUAUUAUUUAUGUCGUCUUGUUCCAGAUUCCAUCUCUUUUUCUAGGCAUGCAUACACAUUCGUCGACGGCGUCCUCCUGCUCCUGCUCCUCGUUCGUUCGCAUGAACUAGUUUUUGACUCCGGAUGCUUUCUGACAUUUCAAAUUGACAAUGUUGCAAGCCGAGACAGACUUUUUUAUCCUCUCACUCACCACCAAAGAUCGAUACAUUUAUACACAUACGUACAUAAGUAAAGAUGAAAAAAAAGAAGAAAAAAGACGACAGAUUUUCAUGUUUCCCAAAAUCCAAUACAGUUUGAAAGCAACAACACAGUGCACUAAAUAUUAUCCAGAGAAGAGAGAGAGAUAAGAAGGUUUUCUUUCACCACCAGAAUCACAUUCACCUGCCAGAACACCACACCGUUUUUGGAGGAAUGUUCUCAGAGAUUUUUAGGGAUCAUACGUAUAUUAGAUAAACGUUAUAUGCGAUGAGAUAUCAUACUUAUCCGUAGAUUGUCAUCGGCACGAUACAACACACGUAAAAUAUAUUGAGUAAGUAACUCUAUAGUGCAGCACGUUAUGUAACACAUCGUGAUUAUUAUUAUUAUUAUUAUUAUGGAUGAUCAAAGCAUCCAUUCAUUCAUUAAAUAGUUGAAUAGAGUUCGUUCCACCUUAACGACGACUUUCCUCCACUCCAAGGCUACAUACAUAUUUACAUAUUAUACAAAGAAAGCUAGGCUAGCAUAUUUCUUAGAAAAUGCGUACUUUUUAUUAAAUACGUAAUCAUGGCUUGAUUAUUGAUUCAUGAUGAUGAUGAAACCAAUUCCGAAUUGGAUCUUACCUAUUGUACAUAUUAUAUUUAACUAGUUAAUUGUUACAUGCAUACAUACAUAAUCGUCGUCGUUACGUAAAUGAUGCCAGUUUGCCGUACCUGUUCGUCGCUAUUAUCUAUUAUAACUUUUAUUUUAUACCCUUGAAGAAAAAAAAAGCUCUUAUACAUAAAUUGCUGCCGACUGUCUAAAAAAAUGAAAACAACAUUUGACCAAUGCACGAAUCAAAAGGCCUCUAUUUAAUCUAUUACAUAACAAAAAAAUGCAGAAGAUACAUAAUUAUUAAUUUGUGAAGAAAGUUUUAUUUUAUCUGGGGAAGAAAAAAAAAGUCCUGUUAUCCUGUCACCCAAAAAAAUAUACUGUCCUCCUCUAUUUAAUACCUAAUUAGCUAAAUACCUACUAAACCUAUCUACCUGGUCUCUGGUUCUACAUACUUCACAAGAAAAAAAUAUAACACUUUCUACACUAACUAACUAACUAGCAAAAAAAGAGAAAGUCUUUACAUGUGAUAGAUGUAUUGUGUCCGUUUUUUUCUUCAAAAAGAAACGGUGUACGUACCAUAUUUUACGUCAUGUGCCAAUCAUCAUAUUAAAAAAAACUGUUAAUGAUCAUCAUUCUUUACCAAAAAUUGCACACACCAGCAAAAACGACGAGUCCUAUAUUACCUAAAGAAACUACGUAGUCUCCAAUGUUCCAACUUUCUCGUUGGCUCAUUAGUAGUUAGCCAAACCACCAAAUCAUACCACGCAGAAUAACGGGUAAAAGGCCAAAUUCGCAAAUUCAAUUUUAAAGAAAACCAAAUGAAAAUUUCUGCUUUUUCGUUGUUAUUAAAUAAGGUACAUACAUAAGUCCUACAAGAAUUGUGUAACAUACGUACGCAAAAAAAAACACCAAAAACUGUUUGUGUUACUAUAAAUAUAUUAUAUUUAUGACGAUUAUUAUUCUUAUGAUGAUUACUUCUUAUCAAUCGACGACGACAAUGUACUUGUUCUUGUUCUUAUACAAUGUUAUAUCGUCUGCCAGGAAUACGUGUUGAAGUAUGCAAAAAAAAUUUGGCUUGAGUUAUUCGCUGUCAUAUUUUUCGGAGACAUGGCAUUUUGUUCAAAGUAAGUAAAUUUUUAAUCACUGCUAUAUAUUCAAAGAGAAGAAGAAGAAAAAGAAGUGAAAGCAGUGGCACAAAUCAUAAAAAUGAGACUUGGUCUGUCACAACAUAACGCAACAGUAACAACUAUUUUGAGUCAAGAGUAAUUUAUUCAAGAGUUAAAUAUUGUUCGGCUCUUUAUCAUAUGUAACAAAUUAUUACAUAAUUAUGUGAUAAGUAAGUAACUCAAUGAAGAAAAUGAACGGUAUAUAAAAUAAAUUUGUUUAAUACGUA
Folsomia candida is the source of this 9184-nucleotide messenger RNA. RefSeq names its product synaptotagmin-7 (gene Syt7). Gene Ontology annotation, molecular function: clathrin binding; SNARE binding; calcium ion binding. Bases 3871 to 4911 code for a protein of 346 amino acids. Gene Ontology annotation, cellular component: axon; membrane; synapse. Lineage: Eukaryota; Metazoa; Arthropoda; Collembola; Entomobryomorpha; Isotomidae. The record is from RefSeq and is a predicted model, not a curated record. The transcript has 11 exons. Gene Ontology annotation, biological process: calcium-ion regulated exocytosis; cellular response to calcium ion; regulation of dopamine secretion.